AAGCCACUCCCCUCCCGGUCACCUGUGUCACGCGGCGAAAUAACUUCUUUUUUUGCUGCAGUAUCGAUUUAUCAUGUGAUGUGCGGCUCGUGCCCUGCAGUAGUUUGUUUGCAAUUGUUGAUCGAUUUCAGGGAGAAAUGGCAGCGCGAGGGUUAAUCGUUGGGUCGCUUCUUCUUGUAUCGACGCUGAUGAUCGAUAAUUGUUCGAGUCAGUAUCAGCCCACCUGGGAGUCGAUCGACUCCCGGCCGCUGCCGGACUGGUUCGACCAGGCUAAGUUCGGCAUCUUCAUCCACUGGGGCGUCUUCUCCGUCCCGAGCUUUGGCAGCGAGUGGUUUUGGUGGUACUGGCAGAAGCAGAAACGGCAGCCGUAUGUGGACUUCAUGCAGAGGAAUUAUCCUCCGGACUUCAAGUAUCAAGACUUUGCUUCACAGCUCACAGCCGAGUUCUUUGACGCCAAGGAGUGGACCGACAUCUUUGCCGCAUCGGGAGCAAAAUAUAUCGUCUUAACUACAAAACACCAUGAAGGUUUCACACUGUGGGGCUCUAAAAACUCCUGGAACUGGAACGCAGUCGAUGUUGGACCCAAGAGAGACCUGGUGGGUGAAAUAGCAAGCGCGCUCCGAGCUCACAGUGACCUGCGUUUAGGCCUGUACCACUCGCUCUUUGAGUGGUUUAACCCGCUCUUUGAGCAGGAUGCUGCCAAUCUCUUCACUACCAACUACUUUCCUACCAGUAAAACUCUGCCUGAGCUUUAUGAUAUCGUCAUGAAGUACAAACCAGAGGUGCUGUGGUCUGACGGGGAUGGAGACGCACCUGACAAGUACUGGAACAGCACUGGGUUCCUCGCCUGGCUCUAUAAUGACAGCCCAGUAAGAGAGACGGUGGUGACAAAUGACCGAUGGGGUUACGGCUGCAUCUGCACCCACGGCGGAUAUUACACCUGUGCUGAUCGUUACCAGCCCGGACAUCUGCUCAAACACAAAUGGGAAAACUGCAUGACCAUCGAUACCAAGUCCUGGGGUUACAGGCGCAAUGCCCCUCUGAAGGAUUACCUCACCAUCGAGCAGCUUGUGGCGAGCUUGGUGGAGACCGUCUCCUGCGGGGGAAAUCUGCUGAUGAACAUCGGCCCCACACAUGACGGGAGGAUCGCUCCGAUCUUCGAGGAGCGUCUGAGGCAGAUGGGCCAGUGGCUGAAGGUGAACGGAGAGGCCAUCUACAACACCACGGCGUGGAAGGUGCAGAACGACUCUGCCACCUCCGACAUCUGGUACACUUACGGACCACAGAAAAAUACUAUCUAUGCCAUUUUGCUUCAGUGGCCAAAUAACGGCUCUGUGAUUCUGCAUCAUCCUGUUGUCACUGUGGGGAAGACCGAGGUGGUGCUUCUCGGUCACGGGUCCGUGAAGUGGGCGCCUGUAAAGCCCAGCGGACUGCAGGUUCUCCUGCCUCAGCUGUCCUUCAGUCAGAUGCCGUGCCAGUGGGCCUGGACGCUGAAGCUGACAGGUGCCACUUAAAGGGAAACCAGAUCACUUGUGGAGGAGUCCAUGACGCGGCAGGCAGUGUGGAUGACCCCGGAGGUUACACGUUUUAAUCACUGAGCAUAAACCACCAAAUAAAUCGAAUGCACUAGAAAUAGUUUGCAGCCACACUGAAAAUCAGAGGAUAUGGUUGCAAUUUCAAAACCCAAAUGAAUGUUCAUGUGCUGUGUAACUCCAGUGUGUCUCAUUUGUUCAAGAAGUCUUUUUUUUGUUUGUUUGUUUGUUUGUUUUUUUGUUUUUAAAUAGCAUUCAGGGAAUGAUGAAGACAUAUCAAUCUAUUCAUGUCAUGUAAUGUCAACUUUUUUUGUGUGGAAAAGGGAGAAAUUUGUCUUUGACUUACAUUUAGGAAUAUAUUUUGAAUAUUAAAAUACAUGAUGAAUGUUUUGCCUUGGGCAAGCAUUAUGAUCAUAGAGUUUUGUGCUGUAGCCUACUGUAAUGGGACCUGGGAUGUAAAAACAACAUUCAGAAAGAUAAUGAAGCACUAAAACAUUUUUUUCUCCACUUCAUAUUAUUUCUCACGCCUUAUAAGUGUGCUGUUUCUCUCUCUCUCUCUCUUUUUUUUUUUUCAAACAAUGGCAUACUUGAUUUUAAAACCUGGAUUUUAUUCAUUAUUUUAUAUGUUCUGAAGCUCUGUGUAAUGCGGAGAUUGUUUUAUAUGUGAUGGAACAUUUGAAUAAAAACACUUGAAGCGCUGUCUUUUUAAA
Myripristis murdjan (pinecone soldierfish) is the source of this 2242-nucleotide messenger RNA. It is a transcript of the gene fuca2, whose product is annotated as alpha-L-fucosidase 2. Gene Ontology annotation, cellular component: lysosome. The record is from RefSeq and is a predicted model, not a curated record. The transcript has 7 exons. Gene Ontology annotation, molecular function: alpha-L-fucosidase activity. Gene Ontology annotation, biological process: glycoside catabolic process; fucose metabolic process. NCBI's taxonomy places the organism in Eukaryota, Metazoa, Chordata, Actinopteri, Holocentriformes, Holocentridae. Bases 138 to 1514 code for a protein of 458 amino acids.